Cricetulus griseus (Chinese hamster) is the source of this 1639-nucleotide messenger RNA. The record is from RefSeq and is a predicted model, not a curated record. Lineage: Eukaryota; Metazoa; Chordata; Mammalia; Rodentia; Cricetidae.
AAGAAAAGAUGUGGAGUGGGCUGUUACCUCCUGGGUUAAAUGAAAGUGAUGUUGAGUCAGAUUCUGAAGAUGAAGCCACACUAGAGAAUCCAGAACUUAAUUUACAGGAAGAUGGAAAGACUGACAGCAGUGGGAACCCAAAAAUGUCAGAUUUCCCAGCAGGCAAGCCAAAAACUGAAACAGAGGCUGAUGCAGAUGCAUAUGAAAAAUGUCCUUCUGGAUGUCCCCUGAACAUGUGGAAUAAAUUCCAAGAAUUGCAUAAAAAACAUUCUGAACAGAAAAAUUCAGCGUCAAGAUUCAGACAGAAAAAAAGAAAACGCUGCAGAAAAGGCAAGUUGAAGAAUGAAAAAGAAUCUCACAGUGAGCAGUCCUCAAGUGACACCCAAUGGAAGGAGCUUACUCAGUAUUUUGGAGCCAAUGAUAGAUUUGAACCCCCUGUUAAGCAGAAAAAAGUUGAGAAGUCAGGCCUUGAAAAGAGGAUAGACCAGGCUGUGGAAGAAUGGGAUGUUGAAAAGGCUGAAGAGCUCAGCAACCAGCUAGCUACUCGAGAGGUUUGAAGCAAAGAAGAGAUGGGAAACUAAAAGCAACAUGGGAUAUAUGUAGCCUUACAGAGUUCUUCAGGACGUUUAUGAUAGACUGCCAUGCUUCAUUUACCAAAAAGAGUAUCCUGCCUCGGUUUAAAAAUGUCAGAAAAUUGCUAAGGCUAGAAAAAGAUAAUCCUAAGACUUGGGAGCCGAUCAUAAACUCUUUUCAGUCUUUUUUCUAAGAAGUCUGUGAAGGAAAUGAACAUUUUUAUAUUUAUGUGAGAAAUUUUAAGCAUAUGUAUAAGAAAAAAGGAUAGAGUUUUAUUUAUUUGUAUAAGCCUGCAGUUUGCAAUCAAUUUUGUGUUUCAUCUGUUUGGUCUAGCAUAGCCUGUGAGGUCCUUGUACUUCCUUAUCUGUUCUUAGCAUGGCUGCACUUUUUCUUGUGUUUUUCAGGUCGGCUUUUGUUUAUAAUGGAUUAGUCAUAAAUAGAAAAAUUCUCAAUUGUUGCUGACUUUACAAAUGACUUUAAACUACUUUAAUGCUAUAAAAAUAAUUAUUGAUUCUUUUUGGAGUCAGUAAAAUUAAUGUUUUGUUGUCACAUAGUAAAAGGAAUUGAUUAAUUUUGUGUAAUGUCAAUGGAAGUAAUAUAGUAAAAAGUGGACAUAAUGUAUCUGGAGAAUGAUUUAAAUUCAGCUUUGCCUAGAAAACAUCUUUCUAAAUAUCUCUCAACCAUGUCAUUCUUUAAAUUAUGAUUUUUUUUUUUUUGAAAAGGAAAUGGUCUGAUUGUGCUAACAGAUAGUUGUAACUCAGGAUAUCAUAACUUUGGGUUGUCUAACAGCUCAUUUGUGUUUACCUCUUUCUCCGCUACUGCUUAAAUGGAAUGAAUUAAUGAGGCUAAAGAGAGAAUCAAUACCUGGGAAGUAAUUGUCCUUAAGUAUGUUUUACAGUCUAAUGGGAAGAGGCUUUGAAAAGUCAUUUGAUAACUGGCAAGACUUAAAUGUGGACACUGUGAAAAAUGAGUCAUAAUUAUAAUACAUUAUUUUUAGACUUAGCAGUAACAAUUUUAUUAACUUGUGGUGAUAUGUAAGUUUUCUUCAUAUAAAGAAUAAUUUGUU